CUGCGGAGCGUCAUUCGAUAGCGUGUGAAUUUAUUAGCAUGUUGCAAAAAUAACUCACCGUUUAGAAAACCGCAGCCCCCCUAAAAGCUCUCCUUUAAAGAUGCCCGCCCUCCCGAGAAACCCUUCUUCAUUGACCAAAGAGCGUCUGGCAGAGGAACUCAGGAAAAACAAUAUUCCUGUGCCGAGAGGAAGGUCGAAGAAGGAAGUUUACGUGGACCUUUAUCGACGACAUCUCCUCGAAAAAGAAGCCUCAAGCGGCCCUCAGGCUCAGCAAGAGUGGACGUCCUACCGGAACAUGUCGGUCAACACUUCACCCAAGCUGGGGUUUUCUAGCGACGAGGAGGAUGAAGUUGUGGUUCAGAUCAGGAAGACGCAGGUGAAGAACGUGAACAACAACAGGAGUCAGAGGAAAGCAUCCAAGAAGGCCAACAGAAGCGAGUUUGAGGACCGUCUUGCUGAGGUGGAAGGGUUGUCAGACACUGACCUCAAGAGAGAACUGCAAAGUAGGGGGUUCAAACCCGGCCCGAUUGUAGCCACAACCCGGGCCGUGUACGAGAGGAAGCUGGCCGAUCUGUUGUUGCAGCCAGAGCAGGAGGGGGCGACAGAGGAAGACGAAGCAGACGGAUCCCAGGAGGAGAUGGUGAACGAGGGGGACAGUCAAGAGGACAAGGACCAGUACAGCGACUCGGACGUAGAUGAAAACACACCGGAUACGCUGCUUCUCACAGACAGCAGUGGAACACGUGAAUCAUUGUCCUCCUACAGAUCUUCAAGCUCCUACAAAUCCCAAGUCACGCGGCUCAUGGACCAGGAAUCCUCCUCCAAAACCAGGCAGCGCAGCGUCACCCCCAAGAGGAAGGCAGAGACUGCAUCCACAGUGACCCAGAAGACGGUGAUCAGUCAGAGGAAGGAGGAGAAGAAGGAGAGCAAGAAGCCGCUGAUCCCCAUCUGGCUCCAGAUCCUCAUCUUCCUCCUCGUCACUGCAUUCCUGGUCCUGGUCUGGUACAACAUGGAGACAGCCCAGUCCGGCAAAAACCUUGUCACAGAUGGUUGAGAGUAUUCUUUCAGCGGUUGUUACUUUGACGGUGACUGCGGUCCUCGUUUGGGAAAUGACUCUACAGAAUAAAAAAGUGCGUUUUUGCUGCGCUGAAAUGUAAAUACAUAGGUCCCGUGAACUCACAGUCUGAGUGCCAUAUCUGCUGUUCUACGGCUCCUACAUGGAGUUCAAUUAUGACUUCACCCGCUGCAUAUGAAACAGUAAAUGAACUCUAUGAUAAGGGCUCUGUGUUUGUAGUUAUCUUUAUUGUGCAACUCUACUUGUUUAUGUUCUUCUCCCCUCUGAAAGUGAUGAAUUGGGACAUAGAGAAAAUGCCUUUUCUUUGAGCAAGUUCCGUCAAUAACUGCAGUUUACCCGUUGUCAGACAGACUGUUUGAGUGCAGUAUAUGGGCAACAAGGGCUGAGCUAGUCUGCUGUUUGGAAACCCACCUUUUCAACCUUUUGUGAAUGCAGGCUUUUUCAGCAUACCUCAUGCAGAUUCAUAGAGAUUGAUAUCAAAAGUCUGGAUGCGCAGACCCAUACUUUGCUCUGAAGAGCAUACCUUGUAAAGCCCGGUUUCCAAAUGGUCGUAAUGAACGCUGACAGCACGCAAGACGUCAAGGCGCAAACGGUCAUGGAAGAGACGCUGUGUGACGUCAUUCCGCCCAAAAACUUCAACAAAAUGAGAGACAAAACUCGGGAAAUCUUUUGCAUAAAAUGCCUUUUUCAGGUGACAGUACCACCUCUUGAAGCCAAACUGAUACUCCAGUUGGAUGUAUUGUGCUUUUGGUCAGUUAUUUUGUUGACAAUUGGGGCUGCACACUUGAGUAAUAAGGAGAAAAUGGACAAAAUGAGUGCUACUAUGAGAGAGGGACAUCGCUGUAUGCCAGUCAUGCUAGCAUGGGUGUUUGUGGUGUGGGCUUACUCAGCGACUGGCUCCGGACGGUCGGUGAAGUCGAACCAGGUUCAGCUAUGCCAGUCCGUCUGGGGCUGGUUUGCUGUGUCUGGGUUUAUUGGCAACACUUCCGUUUGACAAGUUUCCAUAUGUCCGCAUUGCAGUUUGCAUCUUGAUUGCGUUGCUCUCUGCAUUUCUCACGUCGAAAUGGAAACCAGGCUUAAUAGCCCAAAUUUCAUUUCAGCGUUCUUGGCAGACUUGGAUUAUAAAUACGUGUACCUACACUGUACACCCCUACUGCUUUCAGAUAUCCCAGAAGUGCCCAUACAUGUAGCUUACCUUCACACUUUGGAUAUCACUUUCUUGUGUUCCGAUUCCCCUUCAACGCUUUCAGUUAUGAAUUGUACACGUACACUACUAGUGGUUGGUUUUCUAAUUUCCUUGACAGAAAAAGAGUUUCAAACUCGUAGCAGGUCAUAGGUAUUGAAAGAGUACAAGUGUACUUGAAAGGUUUUAUGUGUUAUUGCCAAUAACUGCAUUUUAACCGCUGUACAUUUCUCGGUGCGUCGGAGCAGAACGUUGUGUAUCACAACUGCCGCAAUCGGUUUAGGGUUAAAUGCAGCACAUACUAAUACCAUCAGACAGUUAAGGGUAGUUCUCUGCAAAACAGACAAUUGCUGGAGUGUUAUGUUAAGACCCUUACUUAAAUAUCCCAUAGUUUGUGAAUCGCGACGUGAUGAAAAUAAGCAACAGAGCCUCUGUGGACAAGACAUAAAUAACAGCAGGACAGAAGAAUCAUGGAUUACACAGAAUGCACUAUCACAACAGGCAAUUCAUUUGACCCUGAGGUGAAGGAUCAACCAGAGAAAGGCCAUGUCCGGGCCGUGUCCGGAUGACGUGGCUCACGGCUUGCAAAAUCACACCUGCUUAUAAGCAAUGGUUAAAGCCAGAUGCUCAUCGGCUUCUGAAAGUUGAAUGUGUAAUUUUCUGCAUUAGCCAUGUCAUUUGGACAUGCCAACCUGCUGAGAAGACCCUUCAUGAGCUGUUCUUUUUGAGAUGCAUCUGUGUUUUAAACAUGUAGUGUUUGUGGAUCCCGUUUUUUUCAGUGUCUUACAUAGUGUAGGGAUUUUAGAGUUAAUCUGUAGUUAUUUGACAGUUAUUCGAAUUUUACUGUGUGUCGAUAUAUGAGAAAUCAAAUUGUAUCUUAUAGAUGGGGAUUACAAGUCACAUGUUCCUUGGGAACAAUUUUAUUCUAGGAUUUUGCCCCCACACCGACAGAUUCGAGCUAGACACCCAAUCCCGGCAAACUCGGUGGUCAAGUACUUUAGACGUGUGCACAAAUAAGCAGGUCAUGGGUUUGAAGUUUGUGAUUUGUUUUUUCGAACUCUAGGACCAAAUUGGGAA
Acanthaster planci (crown-of-thorns starfish) is the source of this 3335-nucleotide messenger RNA. RefSeq lists its product as uncharacterized. Gene Ontology annotation, molecular function: DNA binding. The record is from RefSeq and is a predicted model, not a curated record. NCBI's taxonomy places the organism in Eukaryota, Metazoa, Echinodermata, Asteroidea, Valvatida, Acanthasteridae.